AUGGCUGAAACCCUCCAGAAGAAGCGCCUGCUGCGCAUGACGGUGGCGCACUAUCGGCAGCCCAACGUCAGCGAAGAAGAGUUCUAUCAAUGGGUGACUGAACAGCAUGCCGCCCGUGCCGCCAAACUACAUGCGAAGAACGGGAUCGAGGGGUUUUGUAUCUACUUCACCCCCCAGUCGUUUCGUGACUUUACGUCGGAACUCAACAACGCGCGUGGAAACCCCUGGCGAGUUCGAGACUUUGACGCUCAAGUCGAGUUCUUCUUCCGGGACAUGGAGACGUUCUACAAGGGGGCGGCCGACGCGGAUUUCCAGGCACUACAGGCAGAAGAGGGGCCUUUUGUUAGCGGCGAGAGGGCCGAAAUCAGCCUCGGCUGGGUUGAGACGUACGUCAGAGAGGGUCAAGUCGUCAACCUCGAUGAGGCUGGGAAGCCUACUUUCCUGCCGUUCAAGGAUAUGAGUCAGGCACCGUAA
Molecule: messenger RNA, 474 nt
Organism: Aspergillus fumigatus Af293
Lineage: Eukaryota; Fungi; Ascomycota; Eurotiomycetes; Eurotiales; Aspergillaceae
Product: EthD domain-containing protein
Exons: 2
Coding region: 1-474 (157 amino acids)
Molecular function (GO): oxidoreductase activity
Source: RefSeq, a predicted model, not a curated record